UAAUCAAUUGCCAUGGCCAGGGGAUGGCGUAUACAUUUAGUACAAUCAAACCCUCACCACACCUGACUUGGACGCAAUGUUUUGAUGGCUUCACAUGCGCCAAAUUGCAAGUACCUCUCGAUUACUCAAACAAAAGCAUCGGUACCACGUCCAUCGCCUUCAUAAGAUGGGCAGGGAAAAAUGCUACAGAGAAUUCACAAAGCAUCAUGGCCAUCCCGGGCGGCCCGGGUGGCUCAGGAAUUGAAGUUCUCUUGGGGCUCCGCGAUACUAUAGGACAAAUGUACGGAGAGCAGUACAACUUUGUUUCCUUCGAUCCUCGCGGUGUCAACAACAGCGGUCCCAGCCUUGACUGCUUUUCAGGUGACACUGAAGCAAGAGCUACAUUCAAACAGCUACACUACACCGGCACGACCAACGCGUCCACAUCGUCACUCCGAGAACAGUACUAUUCCAGCUCCAUCUACGGUCAGCGGUGCAACGAAGCUGUUGGAAAUAACACCCCGUAUGGGUAUUACGUGACCACCCCGGCUGUCGCUCGUGAUCUGCUCACAUUUGUUGAGGCCGAGGCUGAACUGGCCGGCAAGUCACCACAAGAUGCGAAGCUGUGGUGCUAUGCUGGCAGUUAUGGCACCAUCACUGGCACGACCUUUGCUACCAUGUUUCCGGAUCGAAUCGGAAGAAUGAUACUAGAUGGCGUCAUGGAUCCUGAGCAGUACUAUGACAACAACUGGUUGGACACGCUCGACCAAGCGGACGAAACCAUGGAAAGGUUUUCCACCCUUUGCCACGCUGCAGGUCCGGACGCUUGUUCGUUCUGGGGGCCGACCCCAGACGACAUCACCGCCAGGAUGGACGCCCUCAUCCAUCAGCUCCAGAACCAUCCUGUCCCGAUAAGCCGAGCCGAGGGCACUGGUCUUCCGUCAAUGGUCACCUACUCUGACCUGAAGGCCCUGCUCCUCCAAACUAUUUACAACCCAUUGCAGUCGUUUCCUAUCCUAGCGAAUAUUCUGCACCAAGUCGAGCGAGGUAAUGUUUCUGCUCUUGUGGGCAUGUUUGACAGCUCAAUCGGUCUUGCGGCCGAUGCUGGUCGUGUGAUCAGAUGUGCCGACUCUCAUCGCCGGAACCGACUUAACACAAUCGAAGCGUUCGAGGAUUACACCGAGCAUUUGGUUUCGCAAAGCAAGUACGCCGGCGAUAUGUUUGCCAUUUAUGUGGAUACAAUUCUAUGCACAUCGAUGCAGCCUCGGUUGCCUGAUAGCAUGGUAGUCCAAGGUCCAAUAAAACUGGAUAGACCUACGUCUUUCCCCAUCUUAUUUACAAGCAACGUCAUCGACGCCUUGACACCCUUGAAAUUCGCCCGCGAAGUCUCCUCUCGAUUUCCAGGAUCGGUGCUUCUGCUGCAAGAAGCCAUUGGCCAUACGGUCCUUGAGCAAGGCGGCUCAAACUGUUAUUUUGGCCAUAUCCAGGCUUACCUCCAAGGUGUAGUUCCGCCGACCAACAUUACAUGCCCGCAGCAAUAUUUUCCCUUUAUAGACGGCGCUGUCUGAGACUUUCUGCACAGCAAGGCGGAGCAUAGUGUGAAACGUUGCUUGAGGGGAGAGCCCCAGUUCGAUGCAUGGGUACGCAGUCUUGCACCCCUUAUGGUUAACAGACCAAUAUAAAAACAACUUCUCUCUUUCUAUUGCUUGGUCGAUUGAAAAUAUCGCAUUGGUGGCUCAUAAUUCCUACAAGGAAAGUCGGCGAUUUUAUCGCAUAUAAUACCAUUAACGCCAGCUCUUCAACAAAAAUGAGCUUAUUUACUAGGGCGAAAUACAUUUCCUGGGGGCUAUUGAGCAAUAAUAAUGCUUUACCGAACGCCAAUUUUAUCGACAAAUUUUACACGACCUACGGGCAGGUCGGCCAUUAGAAAGUCCAC
Messenger RNA from Pyricularia grisea, 1915 nucleotides. RefSeq lists its product as uncharacterized. Lineage: Eukaryota; Fungi; Ascomycota; Sordariomycetes; Magnaporthales; Pyriculariaceae. The transcript is spliced from 6 exons. Bases 24 to 1547 code for a protein of 507 amino acids. The record is from RefSeq and is a predicted model, not a curated record.